AUGAUGGGCCAACUUGGGCCAAUGUUUGUCAGAGGAGUGGUGGGUCAUUUUGUGGUGGCUGGCCGUCGGCUGGUGGGGUGGUGGGCGGUGGCGAGCGUCAGUGUCAGUGCUCAGCGGAGCCCCCUCGGCUGGGCCAUGGGCAGCUCGCAACGCCUGGCCGCUGUGGCAGCGGUGUCACACGCUAAACACUACUACAACCACACGAGGCCCGACGCCGUACAGACGGUGGAUGCUCAUUACACCGUCAAUAUAUUAUUCGUCAGUGCAACUCUCUGCGGAGUGUUGGUAGCUGUGUGUGCAGCUUGCUGGCGUCGCUCGUCCUCCAACAAGCCGGAGGAGGUGGCAGAGUGUGGAGUGUACACUGUCAGCGCUGACGCCAGGCUUACACAGGACUUCAACAAUGAUGAGAUACCCGGCCCACCGCCGGCAUAUGAAUCCGUUGUAAUAACUGAAGGUGCUUCAACGCUAAAAGAUAGUUAUGUCUUAGAGGAUGUCAAAACGGAGCCAUGCAAUAAAUGCAAAAUAAGAAUCGACAGCGGCCUACCGAGCUACGAAUCAGCGGUUAUGCUGCGUGAUACAAAAUUAUAA
This is a messenger RNA of Danaus chrysippus (African queen), 588 nucleotides long. NCBI's taxonomy places the organism in Eukaryota, Metazoa, Arthropoda, Insecta, Lepidoptera, Nymphalidae. The record is from the annotation of a GenBank genome assembly.